Aspergillus steynii IBT 23096 is the source of this 1106-nucleotide messenger RNA. RefSeq lists its product as uncharacterized. NCBI's taxonomy places the organism in Eukaryota, Fungi, Ascomycota, Eurotiomycetes, Eurotiales, Aspergillaceae. The record is from RefSeq and is a predicted model, not a curated record. Gene Ontology annotation, molecular function: protein binding. Bases 57 to 1064 code for a protein of 335 amino acids. The transcript is spliced from 2 exons.
UUCAAACCAAUAGCCACAAGACCAAAGCCUACUCACGACGAACAUAAAACACCAAAAUGCAAGAGCAACCCCAAACCAAGGUCCUCAUCACUCCCGAACUUCUCGAGAUCAUCCUCCUCCACCUGGACACCCGCACACUCCUCGUCUCGGCCCAGCGGGUCUGCCGGACCUGGACAGCCCUAAUUCAGACGUCGCCCGCAAUCCAGCAAGCGCUCUUCUUCCAACAAACCGCGCGCAACCCCAACUUGGAAAGGGACAAAUGGAACACAGAAUCAAUCUGGCACUCUCUCCUUCCAUCACGUUUACAAGAGAACGGAAAAAUAGACCAAGGAAGCAUAAACGGAUACGAAUCCCCGCAUCCACCCCGCAUCUACAAUCCGCUCUUAGUACAGGCCUUCCCACCCUUCUUUCCCCCUAUUCACGACAACGAAGAAAAGGCAACUGAAACUGAAACUCAAACUGAACACGAAGGGAGAGAGAAAGAGAACGAGAUCUCCUUCUCCUUUAAACCUCUCGACAUGCUCUCAUCCCCUCAAAAGAAAACAGCCUACAUGAGAAAAGAAGCUAGCUGGCGAAAGAUGCUGCUCUGCCAGCCACCCGUAGACGGAGGCGUCGCGGUUUUCAAAGUGAUUCAUUCAAGGAUUGGGGACUCGUAUAGUUGCUAUAAGGUCCCGCAGAAAACACCCAGGCCCCAUCAAGAAGAAAGAGUAGAUCAUGGUGAUAUCUUAAAAAUGGACCACUUCUUCACGACCCUCACGCAAAAUCCCGACGUCUACUUCCGCCGCCUCAGUGAAACGCAUGUCUACUGGUCCGCUUACGUCCCGCCCUGUGAUCCCGAUAUCUCCCACUGGCAUGGUGGCAUCUAUCCACCGCGAGGGGGGUCAUUCAACCCGAGGGUGAAAAAGGCAUUUGCGGAGGCGAUUGAGAAAUUCGAGGUCGUUAUAUACUCGAUGGCGAUGCUUGAAUGCGAUUCUGGGGAGGAGAGGGUGUUGACCGACGAGGAAUGUUUACGGGAAGAGAUUGUGGAGGCUGAAACUGAAGAGUCUAAAGAAAGAGAGAAAUGAGGCGGACAGUAGUGGAAAGAAAGGAGAGGGCCAUGCGCUGCC